GGAGUCAGGCUGGACAGACAAUGAUGAGGUGGUGAAGUGCAGCUUAUUAAAAGUGUAAUACCAGCGCAUUCUUGACAGAUUAAUACAAAAUAUACGACAUCUUGUGCAUAGAAAAUGACGACCACCACGACAUUUCAAGGAAUGGAGCCCGGUGCAAAAAACAGUUCCAGGGUUUUGCGUCCUCCUGGUGGCGGCUCCAACAUCUCAUUUGGUGCAGAUGAGGAGAAGCCUCCUGUCCGGAAAGAUAAGAUGGCCUCUAGUGUUUUUGCUGAGCCAGAGGACCCCUACGCUAACCGAAGGAACAACCCACCAGGUGGGAAGCCCACAGGCGUGCUGUGCGGUGAGUCUUCAGCCCCUCUGAGGAGAGGAGCCAAUCACUCUGGACCCAACCCCGCCACAGAUGGAGAGAAUUCUGUACGUGACAAUGAAAACAGCGCUCCUGAGCCGGAACCCGUCGCCGAGCACCAGGAGGAGGCGCCUCAGGCUGAAGAACCCGCCGCAGGAGUACCGUCCGGCCGCCGGAAUCCGCCAGGGGGGAAAUCCAGCCUCAUUCUAGGCUGAACGCCCCUCGGCCGCCCCUCCGUACCUCCACUCGUCUUUGAACUCAUCUCUCCUUUUUCUUUCCGAACAAGACGCCCCGGCUCAUCUGUCUGUACCACAGGAAUCCUCUGCAGUCCAGCAGGCACCGGUCUCCUCCACAUCCCCAAGUGCAUUGUUUUGAUACCUCUUUUUUGAAAACUGUUUUUGUACUGUUUUUAUUGUUUGUUUAUUUUGACAGAAGCACUUUAUGUAUUUCUAUGUAUAUGGUUCAAGGUCUUGCCUUUACCCCCGGAAAUGCAUUCGUCCUGUCAGGAAGGGUACGAGGCUCAUAGUUCUCAUGUCAACCAGUCGUCCCCCCCCCCCACCCCGACUUCAUGGCAACAGCGACAAGCUGGAGGUGAAAAUACAAGCAGUUAUAAGAACACAAGCAAAACAAAAAAAGAAAGAAAAACAACACAACAAACAGCCUUUUUGCACUGUGUUCAUUUUCAGCCCAUCCUGCAUGCAUGUCCAGUCUGUAACGUAUGAAUGUGAGAAGAAACUUUACUGUGAAGAGUUUUUCUUUUUUUAAAAACAACCUUUUUGUUCUUUUGUGGACUAAUCGUUGUGCUGUUGUUGCAUGAAGUUGGAAUCUUUCUACUGAUUAUAGUAUUACUAUCCACACAGGAGCCAAAAUAAAAUCUCUGUAGUUGUGAUCUGAAAGAUGCAGACGCGUCUUCAGACGAGAACCGUCGGUCCCUUGUCAGGUAUCAAAAGUCCGAACAAGCCUUUUUUUAUAUAUAUAGUAGUCACUAACUUUAGAUUCUCGUAAGGCCAGUGCAGAUUUUGAGUGCCCCGUGUUUUUAUAGGUGAAAUUUUACACGAAAGUGCGCCCGUUUGAGUUUGGCUACAACAUCAAACCAGGUUGGGUUUUCCUCAUUGCAUCCCAGCAGUUUCACCGAGGGAAAGUUUCUUCAGCCAGUCAGUGGAUUGUCGUCGGUCCUGACUCGCCAGUGUUUCUGGUAAACCCGUCCUAGAUUUGACAAGUGACCUUAUGACAGCCCAGCCUUCUUUUCAGCGGUUCAUCCAUUCAUGCGUUUUUGUUUAUCCUGCUCUCUUAAAGUCUUAAAGCGAUCUGUAUCUGUGCAUUGUGCGUCUCAUUACUCAAACCAAAACUGCUUCUGAUCUGUUGAGUUGUUGCACGUGAGGCAGCGUCCACCUGCCGUCACGGAAGAAAGUCCACAUUUCACACACACACACGGUCUUUCCUGUGGUGUUUUUUUUAUUUUAUUUCCCCCUCCUUUUUUCUUUCUUUGUACCCGUGUUACAAUGCAAGAUGUGUAUUAGCAUCUUCUACCGAUUCCUGUCACUGGAUAUGAGUCACUGCAGAAAUUUGAAUUCCAGAAAUGGCACAAGUCGAAAUUAACAUUAAAAUCAAUUUUGACCAUG
Molecule: messenger RNA, 1968 nt
Organism: Salarias fasciatus (jewelled blenny)
Lineage: Eukaryota; Metazoa; Chordata; Actinopteri; Blenniiformes; Blenniidae
Gene: jpt1a
Product: Jupiter microtubule associated homolog 1a
Exons: 5
Coding region: 115-561 (148 amino acids)
Cellular component (GO): nucleus
Source: RefSeq, a predicted model, not a curated record